AUGGUGACAAUUAUUGUUGUCACUAUCGUGUAUGUUUGUGUUGUUAUUUCACAGUACAUGCCAGGAUUUGGUAAUGAAUGUGUCUCUGAAGAUCCACGCUGUCCUGGAGCCUUACCAGAAGGACAGAAUAACCCUCAGGUCUGCCCAUAUGGUCUGUAUGCAGAACAGCUCUCGGGCUCUGCCUUCACCUGCCCCAGGUCCACCAAUAAGAGAAGCUGGCUGUAUAGAAUUCUACCCUCUGUCUGUCACAAGCCCUUUAAACCCAUGGAUCAAGGCCACCUGACGCACAACUGGGAUGAAGCAGACGCUGAACCCAACCAGCUGAGAUGGAAGCCUUUUGGGAUCCCAAGAGCCUCUGAAAAAAAACUGGAUUUUGUGAGCGGUUUGCACACAUUGUGUGGAGCUGGGGAGCCCAAGUCACGCAAUGGGAUUGCCAUCCACAUCUUCACUUGUAACACCUCCAUGAUUAAUAGGUGCUUUUACAAUUCAGAUGGAGACUUCCUGAUUGUGCCACAGCAAGGGAAGCUGCUCAUCACCACCGAGUUUGGCAAAUUGCUGGUGGAGCCCAAUGAGAUCUGUGUCAUUCAGCAAGGGAUGCGUUUCAGUGUGGAGGUGUUUGGAGAAACCAGGGGCUACAUCCUGGAGGUGUUUGGCGCGCAUUUCGAGCUACCUGACCUGGGACCCAUCGGGGCCAAUGGUCUGGCUAACCCACGAGAUUUCUUAGUGCCAGUUGCCUGGUAUGAAGAUCGCCAAGUAGCAGGUGACUACACAGUGAUCAGCAAGUACCAGGGCAAGUUGUUUUCAGCCCAACAGGAUUUCUCCCCAUUCAAUGUGGUGGCCUGGCAUGGGAACUACACACCAUACAAAUACAAUCUGGAUAACUUUAUGGUCAUCAAUUCUGUUGCUUUUGACCAUGCGGACCCGUCUAUUUUCACUGUCUUGACAGCCAAGUCAACCCGACCUGGAGUGGCACUUGCUGACUUUGUCAUCUUCCCUCCCCGAUGGGGGGUGGCAAACAACACCUUCCGGCCACCUUAUUACCACAGGAACUGUAUGAGCGAGUUCAUGGGGCUGAUCAAAGGGCACUAUGAAGCGAAGGAAGAAGGGUUCCAGCCAGGAGGGGGCAGCCUGCACAGCAUGAUGACACCUCAUGGGCCAGAUGCUGAGUGUUUUGAGAAGGCAAGCAAAGCCAGGCUAGAGCCCGAGAGAGUUGCAGAAGGGACUAUGGCCUUCAUGUUCGAGUCCUCCUUCAGCAUGGCUGUUACCACGUGGGGCCUCAAGACCUCCAACUGUCUAGAUAGGACCUACUACAAGUGCUGGGAACCGCUGAAAAGCCAUUUUAAUCCCAGCUGCAAGUAAACAGAAGUGAGCUGCUUGUGCGCUCUCAGGCCAGUCACACUGAUGGGAAACAAUCAGUGAUACCGACAGGGGCAAGGGCUGGUAAAGGAACAAAUAUCCCUCAGUACAGCGAGCGCCACUGCUCUGCAGCCAUUUCAACAGCAACUGAUUAAAUGAAUUACUCUUGCAAA
This is a messenger RNA of Terrapene triunguis (Three-toed box turtle), 1529 nucleotides long. RefSeq names its product homogentisate 1,2-dioxygenase (gene HGD). The record is from RefSeq and is a predicted model, not a curated record. The transcript has 14 exons. Gene Ontology annotation, molecular function: homogentisate 1,2-dioxygenase activity. Bases 1 to 1359 code for a protein of 452 amino acids. Gene Ontology annotation, biological process: L-phenylalanine catabolic process. Lineage: Eukaryota; Metazoa; Chordata; Testudines; Emydidae. Gene Ontology annotation, cellular component: cytoplasm.